AUGUCCUGCAAAUGGCGAUUUCGUCACAGCCCCGCCGUUCGACACCUUCACAGAACAGAGCAUCGUUGCCAAGGACUCGGAUGGCAGAACACUUUUUUCAAAACCGCUCAUCCAGGCAGUCACCGACAAUAUCGAGUCAAAACUCAGCGGACAACCUCCAUCACAUUCCCCGCCCACGGAGUCACCAACCACAGCGAACAAUGA
Messenger RNA from Ostertagia ostertagi, 204 nucleotides. Lineage: Eukaryota; Metazoa; Nematoda; Chromadorea; Rhabditida; Trichostrongylidae. The record is from the annotation of a GenBank genome assembly.